UGGCAACACAAAGAAAAAUAAAAAACAGAAAGAGAAGAGGAAGAAGCUUCGUUUAUCCUGAUCGAUAAACCCGGCAAUGAACUUCAACUACCAUAAUUGUCCAUAAAUAGUACAAUUACCCACAGAGUGAGCUCUAAGCAACAAGAAAUUCCGCUAAUACUUUUGACUCUUUCGCUAAUGAGCAACCAACAGUCUGUAUUUAUUCUCUCUAAGCUCAAGUAAACCGCAACUUAAUCUCUCUCUCUUUCAGCCCGUGAACUCGAUUCUUCGACGGAACUGAAAUCGGAAGAGGCGGAAGCCAGGCUAAACACAAACGUGCAAUUCUCGGAUUCCUCUUUCUGCGCUCAAUCGCUUUGCUUGGACGCGAGAUCGUCAUUCUUCUCCGGUUUGUUUGUCUUCUGCGGUGAUAUCUGUUCGCUUCUCAAGCUCAACAUGCGGAGACUGUUUGUUUGGUCGUGCCUGCUACUGCUAUUGCUGCACAUAGAUGGCAGAGAAGUGGAUGCAGCUUCUAAGUACUUAAUUGGGCUUGGGAGCUAUGAUAUCACAGGGCCAGCAGCUGAUGUUAACAUGAUGGGGUAUGCUAAUUCGGAACAGACUGCAGCUGGAGUUCACUUCAGGCUGAGAUCUCGUGCAUUUAUUGUAGCAGAACCACAGGGAAACCGCAUUCUAUUUGUAAAUCUUGAUGCUUGCAUGGCCUCACAGAUUGUUACCAUUAAAGUUCUUGAGAGGUUGAAAGAAAGGUAUGGGGACCUCUACACAGAAAAGAAUGUUGCCAUUAGUGGUAUUCACACUCAUGCUGGCCCUGGGGGAUAUCUACAGUACGUAGUGUAUAUAGUAACGUCACUGGGAUUUGUCCGGCAGUCAUUUGAUGCUCUUGUCGAUGGAAUUGAGCAAAGCAUCAUUGAAGCUCAUGAAAACCUGCGGCCUGGAUCAAUAUUUGUUAAUAAAGGAGAGCUGUUGGAUGCUGGUGUGAACCGCAGUCCUAGUGCAUAUCUGAAUAAUCCCUCCGCUGAACGUAAUAAAUACAAGUAUGAUGUCGAUAAAGAAAUGACCCUACUAAAGUUUGUAGAUGAUGAUUGGGGUCCAGUUGGUAGCUUUAAUUGGUUUGCUACCCAUGGAACUUCAAUGGGCCGUACAAACUCUCUAAUAAGUGGAGACAACAAAGGUGCUGCUGCUCGAUUUAUGGAAGACUGGUUCAGCCAGAAUAGUAUUGAAACCGAGGUCUCUAAUGUAACCAGAACUAUUAAAUUGCCAAGAAGGAUCUCAAACAUCAUCCCUAUUCAUGAGAAGCAUCAUGAGUUACUGGAACUUGCUGCUUCCUUCCAGUCUUCUUCGGGUAAGCUAGCUACCAGGCUCACGAGUGUUGCUCGACGUGUAAGGUCUGCACUCAGGCUUGCUGACAAGCCUAGAUUUGUCUCAGCAUUUUGCCAAACGAACUGUGGUGAUGUUAGUCCAAAUGUACUUGGUGCUUUCUGUACUGAUACAGGGUUACCUUGUGAUUUCAAUACCAGUACAUGUAAUGGGAAAAAUGAGUUAUGUUAUGGACGAGGACCAGGAUACCCAGAUGAGUUUGAGAGUACUCGUAUCAUUGGGGAGAGACAAUUUAAAAAAGCAGUGGAACUUUUCAAUUCUGCAUCAGAGCAGCUGAAGGGGAAAAUUGAUUACCGCCACACCUAUCUGAACUUCUCCAACCUUGAAGUGACCAUUCCCAAAGAAGGUGGUGGUACUGAAGUUGUAAAAACCUGUCCUGCUGCCAUGGGGUUUGCAUUUGCUGCUGGUACAACUGAUGGUCCUGGUGCUUUUGAUUUUACCCAGGGUGAUGACCAGGGAAAUGCAUUUUGGAGAGCGGUACGUGACUUACUUAAAACUCCUGGUAAGGAACAAGAGGAGUGUCAGCAACCAAAACCUAUUUUGCUCGAUACUGGAGAAAUGAAGUUGCCUUAUGAUUGGGCUCCUUCAAUACUUCCAAUCCAGAUCUUAAGAGUAGGACAGCUUGCAAUUCUCAGCGUACCUGGAGAAUUCACUACAAUGGCUGGGAGGCGUCUACGAGAUGCAGUAAAAACAGUGCUCACAAGUGCUGCGUCAGAAUUCAACAGUAAUGUUCAUGUUGUGAUAGCUGGGUUGACUAAUACAUAUUCACAAUAUGUUACUACGCAUGAGGAGUAUGAGAUACAAAGAUACGAGGGUGCCUCGACAUUGUAUGGUCCACAUACACUGAAUGCCUACAUUCAAGAGUUUAAGAAGCUCGCAAAGGCCACGGUAACUGGUCAGUCUGUGGAAGCAGGCCCCAAUCCUCCAGAUUUACUAGACAAGCAGCUAAGCUUCUUGACACCAGUUGUAGUGGAUACAACACCACUUGGCACUAGCUUUGGAGAUGUCGUGACAGAUGUUCCUAAAAACUCCACUGUGAAGAGGGGAGACCUGGUGACAGUUGUUUUCCAAUCAGCAUGCCCCCGAAAUGACCUCAUGACUGAGGGUACAUUUGCCCUUGUGGAGAUCCUCCAAGGAAAGGACACCUGGCUUCCUGCGUACGAUGAUGAUGACUUCUGUCUUAGGUUUAUUUGGUCAAGACCCGCUAAACUAAGUCCUAAAAGCGAAGCAACCAUAGAAUGGAGAAUACCCUCCUCAGCCACUCCUGGUGUAUACAGAAUAAAGCAUUUUGGUGCUGCAAAGUCUCUUCUAGGCUCCAUUAAACACUUUACUGGUACAUCAAGUGCUUUUGUGGUCGUUUAGUGAAGACUCUCUGCUGUUUUCUCGCUUGUGUCCAAUUACACCAGUAUCAUGCGAGUGUACUGAAGCAGUUAAAGCAAUAGCUCCCACACGUUUUAUAGAUAUAAUUACAGUUCUGCUAUUGCAAAAUAUAAUUAUCAAAACAGUUUAUUAAACCCAUUUGUUCUACAAUUUGUACUCGACUAUAUC
Molecule: messenger RNA, 2919 nt
Organism: Ipomoea triloba (trilobed morning glory)
Lineage: Eukaryota; Viridiplantae; Streptophyta; Magnoliopsida; Solanales; Convolvulaceae
Product: neutral ceramidase 1-like
Exons: 10
Coding region: 433-2733 (766 amino acids)
Biological process (GO): sphingosine biosynthetic process; ceramide catabolic process; long-chain fatty acid biosynthetic process
Cellular component (GO): extracellular region
Molecular function (GO): N-acylsphingosine amidohydrolase activity
Source: RefSeq, a predicted model, not a curated record